AGAGAACUACUGACUGCUGCUGGAUGAGCUUGUGAGCUGAGGAGGUGAAAAUGAAGCGCUCCCUGUGCAUCUGUGUGGUGCUGUGCUGCACUCUGAUUGGACUCGGAUCGGCCAUUCGGUGUUUCAGCUGUAAGGAUUACACAGGAAGCUGCUCCAAACAACGAGAAUGUAGCUAUGACGACGCCUGUCUGACCCUCACUGAGAGAGGUGGGAUGACGUACCGUCAGUGUCUCAAAUAUUCAGACUGUGAGUACGGCCGCCUGGGCCAGAUGUUCCCACAGGUUUCCAGUUUUACCUUCAAGUGCUGCAACUCUGACCUGUGUAACUCCGCCCCCUCGUCUGCAGCGAGCUCUGUGAUUGGUCUGCUGGCCUCGGUGGCGGUCAUGUGGUGGUGCAUCCACUGAAGAACGUCGUACUAACGCUGCAGAAACAUGUUAAAUAUAACAGAGUCUAACUGUCUCCUCACAUGAAUAUUAAAGAUCAAAGCUUCCUCGCUCGGUCAUGUGAUCAAUAUUUAAAUGAAGCUGAUUAUUGAUCCAACACUUAAGGUCACAUUUCAUUCAUUCAUCCUUAAUAUGUGUACAGGAAAACACUACAGGUCCCAUAAUGCUUUGCGGUGUCUGAGAGUCGCAGCUGCUGAAAUCUGAAACAUGUUAUUCUGCUUUUAUGUUUCAAUGUUACACAAACACUAAGUUAUUGAUCACUGAUUGGUUUCACUGUUCCUGUUCACAUGAAGAUUUCCUGAAGCUGCUUCGCUCUCUAACCGUUUGAAAUGUUUGUCAAAUUAAAUCAUUAAA
This is a messenger RNA of Scomber scombrus (Atlantic mackerel), 797 nucleotides long. Its product is annotated as CD59 glycoprotein-like. Lineage: Eukaryota; Metazoa; Chordata; Actinopteri; Scombriformes; Scombridae. The record is from RefSeq and is a predicted model, not a curated record. Bases 51 to 404 code for a protein of 117 amino acids. The transcript is spliced from 5 exons.